Molecule: messenger RNA, 633 nt
Organism: Panicum virgatum (switchgrass)
Lineage: Eukaryota; Viridiplantae; Streptophyta; Magnoliopsida; Poales; Poaceae
Exons: 2
Coding region: 1-633 (210 amino acids)
Source: RefSeq, a predicted model, not a curated record
AUGGCGUUCGACGCGCUCUCCUCCGGCUCCUCCUCCUCUGACGAUGACUCCUCCGUCAUCGCCCCUCAACCUGCUCCGGCUAGCGUUGUGCAGCGGAUCAACAUCCGCCAACACGUCCUGGUUCUCCUCGACCUCCCGUCCGGCAACUACGGCCAAUGGUGCUGUCUGUUCCAGUCCGUCCUUGGCAAGUUCGGCCUCGACGACUUCGUGUGCUCCAUGCCUCCCAUCGCCGAGUGCACCGCUGAGUGGCGGCAGAUCGACCAGACGCUCGUCAACUGGAUCUACACCACCGUGAACAAGAGCGUCUUCGACAUCGGCCUCUUCCUCGACAACGAGCUGCACCGCGCCGUCUACCUUGAGGCCGAACUCCGCUCCACCAUCCAGGGCGACUCCACGAUCGAUGAGUACUGCACCUCCCUCAAGCGUACCGCCGACAAAAUCCGCGACAUCGGCCAGCCCAUCUCCAAAUCCAGCCAAGUGCUGAACCUCCUGCACCGGCUCAAUCCAAAGUACCGCCACGUCAAGCCUGUCAUCACCUCCAAGCGUCUGCCGCACACCUUCCAGAGUGCGCGCUCUUUCCUCGCGCUUGAAGAACUGCAGAUGGCUCACGAGGACAAACUGGAGGCCGGCUAG